CCAUGACUCAUGACUGUCCCCAUAAAAGAGCGAGAGGACUCGACACUCCCGAGCAGAAGUGGCAGAGGGAAGGGAUGAAUGGAUCGUCUGUCCGUGCGCGUGUGCGGUCCCUCGGCUGCAGGGGUCCGGAUGUCAGAGCGCAGGGUGGGCUGCUGGCUCAGUGACAAGAAGCGCAGGAGGAUGAACCUAGACGCGUUCAUACGGUUCUGUGCACACCAUGGAGUGGAAGUGGUAAAGAUUGAUCUCACUCAGCCCCUGGGCCCUCAGGGACCCUUUGACAUCAUCCUUCACAAGCUGUCUGACGUAAUUGUGGAAGCUGAGCACGAUAGCCAAUCACAGCAGCUCCUUGAUAACUUUCAGAGUUAUGUUUCAGCUCAUCCUGACACAGUGCUGCUGGAUCCCCUGCCUGCCAUGGCUAAACUAUUAGACCGCUUUAUCUCGGGUCGGAUAAUGAGCCAACUGAACAGUUCACUCCGAGACUGGCGUAUCUGCAGUCCCCCAUGCCUCGAGGUCCACAGUGGCAGUGACCUGUCAUCCAUUCAGCAGGCUGUGAUAAGACAGGGCCUAACAUUUCCUCUCAUUUGUAAAACCAGAGUGGCACACGGCUCAUAUUCACAUGAGAUGUGUCUGCUCUUCAGUGCAGCCAGUCUGGCUGAUAUCCAUCCCCCCUGUGUGCUUCAGAGUUUUGUGAACCACGGAGCCGUUUUGUACAAAGUGUUUGUGGUAGGAGACAAGCACUGCUGCGUAGAGAGACCCUCUAUCAAGAACUUUCCCUCCGGCCCCUGUGACAGGAAGACCAUCUUCUUCAACAGCCAAAAGGUGUCCAAACCAGAGUCGAACUCUAAUCUCACGUCUGUGGAUGAACAUAUGGUGGACCCGCCUUCUCCCAGCUCAGAUGCUGUGGCCGCCCUCGUCAAGGAGCUCCGAGCUCAGCUCGGCAUGGCCCUGUUUGGCGUGGAUGUCAUCGUCAACAUAGGAACGCACGCGCUCACCGUCAUCGACAUCAACAUUUUCCCAGGCUACGAGGGCAUGCCUCAGUUUUUCUCCUCUCUGCUCAGCCACAUCCAGUCAGUGUUGGACAAACACGCCGCUGCUGGUUCACACACUACAGGUGGUUCCUCUGAGGAAACAGUGGGUGUUUGUCACCCCAGGAGUUGAUCACGGAUAAGCAAAACUUGAUCCCGAACUUUAUCCUCUUCAAAACACACUAAUUACUUUGAC
This is a messenger RNA of Maylandia zebra (zebra mbuna), 1221 nucleotides long. RefSeq names its product inositol-tetrakisphosphate 1-kinase. NCBI's taxonomy places the organism in Eukaryota, Metazoa, Chordata, Actinopteri, Cichliformes, Cichlidae. Gene Ontology annotation, molecular function: inositol-1,3,4-trisphosphate 6-kinase activity; ATP binding; magnesium ion binding. The record is from RefSeq and is a predicted model, not a curated record. Gene Ontology annotation, cellular component: cytoplasm. Gene Ontology annotation, biological process: inositol trisphosphate metabolic process.